Molecule: messenger RNA, 4743 nt
Organism: Anthostomella pinea
Lineage: Eukaryota; Fungi; Ascomycota; Sordariomycetes; Xylariales; Xylariaceae
Source: the annotation of a GenBank genome assembly
AUGUCGCAUAGCUACGAUGUCGGUACGAGAGCCUGGCAGCCCGAUGCCACCGAGGGCUGGGUGGCAUCCGAGGUUGUCAAGAAGUCUGUCGACGGCAACAAGGUGACCCUGAUCUUCCAGCUCGAAAAUGAAGAGCUUAAGCUGACCACCCGAAUCCCACAGAUCAAGACUGUCGAGGUCACUGCGGACGCCCUGCAGAAUGGCGACGAGACGUUACCACCGCUGAUGAACCCGGCUAUGCUCGAAGCCAGUGACGACUUAACAAACCUGUCACAUUUGAAUGAACCCGCUGUGCUCCAAGCCAUCCGCCUUCGAUAUGCACAGAAAGAGAUCUACACAUACAGCGGUAUAGUCCUAAUAGCUACGAAUCCUUUCGCGCGGGUAGACUCCCUCUAUGUGCCAGGUAUGGUACAGGUCUACGCUGGCAAACAGCGGGAGACCCAAGCUCCCCAUCUGUUUGCCAUUGCCGAGGAAGCUUUCAUAAAAAUGGUCAAAGAUGGCAGGAAUCAGACUGUCGUUGUGUCGGGAGAGUCCGGUGCUGGAAAGACCGUCAGCGCAAAGUACAUCAUGCGAUACUUCGCUACAAGAGAAUCGCCAGACAAUCCAAAGAGCCGGUCCAGGAAAGGCGCCGAAGCGAUGAGCGAGACGGAAGAGCAGAUUUUGGCUACCAACCCUAUUAUGGAAGCCUUUGGCAAUGCGAAGACAACGCGAAACGACAAUUCGUCCCGGUUCGGAAAGUAUAUCGAGAUCAUGUUUGACGACAAGACAAACAUCAUCGGAGCUAGGAUUCGGACGUAUCUCCUCGAACGGUCGCGAUUGGUCUUCCAACCCCUGAAGGAAAGGAAUUAUCACAUCUUCUACCAACUUCUGGCCGGAGCAACGGACAAGGAGAGGCAGGAACUGAGUCUCUUGCCGGUCGAGCAGUUUGACUACCUUAACCAGGGCAGUGCUCCUGUAAUCGAUGGGAUGGACGACAAGGCUGAAUUCAUGGCUACGAAGAGCUCUCUCAAGACCAUCGGUGUCGACGAGACCCAGCAGGCGGGCAUUUUCAACCUUCUCGCUGGUUUGUUACACCUUGGUAACGUUAAGAUCGCCGCCUCGCGGAGCGACAGUGUGCUGGCUCCAAACGAGCCUGCUCUGGAACGUGCCUGUGCUAUUCUUGGUAUUGAUGCCACCAGCUUCGCCAAGUGGAUUGUGAAGAAACAGCUUGUUACUCGUGGGGAGAAGAUUGUUUCAAACCUCACACAACAACAAGCCACGGUCGUGCGUGACUCCGUUGCAAAGUAUAUCUACUCCAGUCUGUUCGAUUGGCUUGUAGAGGUUAUCAACAGGAGUCUUGCCGCUGAGGAGGUCCUGAGCCGUGUUGUUUCAUUCAUCGGUGUUCUCGAUAUAUACGGAUUUGAGCAUUUCGCGAAGAACUCGUUUGAACAGUUCUGUAUCAACUACGCCAACGAGAAGUUGCAGCAGCAGUUCAACUCGCACGUUUUCCGACUCGAACAGGAGGAAUACGUCCGGGAGCAGAUCGACUGGACAUUCAUUGACUUCUCCGACAACCAGCCGUGUAUCGAUCUGAUCGAGGGUAAGAUGGGUAUCCUGUCGUUACUUGAUGAAGAGUCAAGAUUGCCGAUGGGUACGGACGAGCAAUUCGUCACCAAGCUUCACCACAACUAUGCCGCCGACAAGAGCAAGUUCUACAAGAAACCCCGAUUCGGCAAAUCCUCUUUCACCGUGUGCCAUUACGCCGUCGAUGUUACUUACGAGUCAGAUGGAUUUAUCGAGAAGAACAGAGAUACGGUGCCAGAUGAGCACAUGGAGGUCUUGCGUGCUUCCAAAAACAAGUUCCUCGCCUCGGUACUCAACGCGGCAUUGGCUGUGCGCGAGAAAGACGUCGCAUCCUCCAGCUCUGCGGUUGCCAAGCCCGCGGCGGGAAGAAAGAUAGGAGUCGCUGUUAACCGCAAGCCGACUCUAGGUGGUAUCUUCCGGUCGUCACUUAUCGAAUUGAUGUCCACGAUUGGCAACACAAACGUCCACUACAUCAGAUGUAUCAAACCCAACGAGGCUAAAGAAGCGUGGGCAUUCGAAGGGCCCAUGGUUCUGAGCCAGCUUAGAGCUUGUGGUGUCCUCGAGACUAUCCGCAUUAGUUGUGCUGGUUAUCCCGGACGUUGGACUUACGAAGAGUUUGCCCUUCGGUAUUACCUGCUCGUCCCUUCGACCACAUGGCAGACGGAGAUCCGGCAGCUAGUCAAGGAUAUCUUGGGCCAGGCUCUUGGCUCGCUCACGGGUACGGGUAACGACACUUAUCAACUAGGUCUGACCAAGAUCUUUUUCCGUGCCGGUAUGCUUGCCCACCUGGAGAAUCUGCGCCAGAUUCGCAUGAGCGAGGCUGCCAUCAUGAUCCAGAAGAAUCUUAAAGCCAAGUACUAUCGACGCAGGUACCUUGACGCGCGGGAAGCUAUUGUUUCUUUCCAAUCCUUGUCAAGGGCGUACAUGACCCGCGUGAAGGCCCAAGAGCUUCGUACAGUCAAGGCUGCGACCACAAUUCAGAGAGUAUGGAAGGGACAGAAGCAGCGAAGACAGUUCCUGCAGAUCCGCAACGAUGUCAUCCUCGCUCAGGCUGCUGCCAAGGGUUAUCUGCGAAGAAGAGAAAUCAUGGAAACCCGCGUGGGCAACGCUGUCAUACUCAUUCAACGCGUUUGGCGAGCGAGGCGACAACUCCGCUCUUGGAGAAGCUAUCGCAGGAAGAUUGUGCUGGUCCAGAGUCUGUGGCGUGGAAGGAAGGCCCGCAAGGAGUACAAGACUGUUCGAGAGGAAGCUCGCGAUCUGAAGCAGAUCUCCUACAAGCUGGAAAACAAAGUCGUCGAACUGACACAGUCGUUGGGCUCGAUGAAGACGCAAAACAAGACCCUCGUUGGGCAGGUCGAGAACUACGAAAGUCAGAUCAAGUCGUGGAAGACCCGGCACAAUGCCCUCGAGACACGGACAAAGGAGCUUCAAGCAGAGGCCAACCAAGCCGGUAUUGCCGUUGCUAAAUUACAGGCUAUGGAGGACGACAUGAAGAAGUUGCAAUUCAACUUCGAGGAGUCGACGUCGAACGUCAAACGGAUGCAGGAGGAGGAGAGGGAAUUGAAGGAAUCUCUUCGGUCUGCGACGGCCGAGUUGGAACGAGUGCGCGAAGCGACGACUGUCCACGAGAACGAGAAGAUGACGUUGCGGGAACAGUUGGCGCAAAUGUCCGAGGAACUCGAUCUGGCCAAGAGGUCAGGUCCAGUCAACGGGGAACUGACGAACGGCAACACUGUGGCUCCACCUCAGAACGGCUUGAUCAACCUGGUCUCGUCCAAGAAGCCCAAGCGACGGAGUGCUGGGGCGGAACCAAGUGGAAUGUUCGACCGUGUCAGCGCUGCUUACAACCCGCGCCCGGGGUCUGUGGUGUUCCGCCCUGGCGGCAACUUCAUCUCCGGCGCGGAGACUAUCGAGAUGGAACUGGAGAAUCUCCUCGCCGACGAGGAUGGUUUGAACGAGGAGGUUACUAUGGGACUUAUCAAGAACCUGAAGAUUCCUUCGCCCAACACCAACCCACCACCUUCGGACAAGGAGGUCCUCUUCCCAUCUUAUCUCAUUAACCUGGUGACGUCCGAGAUGUGGAAUAACGGCUUCGUCAAGGAAUCGGAGAGGUUCUUGGCCAAUGUGAUGCAGUCCAUCCAGCAGGAGGUUAUGCAACACGAUGGCGAGGAUGCCAUCAAUCCUGGAUCGUUCUGGCUGUCCAACGUGCACGAGAUGCUUUCAUUCGUAUUCCUUGCCGAGGACUGGUAUGAGGCGCAGAAGACGGACAACUAUGAGUACGACCGACUACUGGAGAUUGUCAAGCACGAUUUGGAGAGCUUGGAGUUCAACAUCUACCACACGUGGAUGAAGAUUCUCAAGAAGAAGCUACAGAAGAUGAUCAUCCCAGCUAUCAUCGAGUCUCAGUCACUGCCCGGCUUUGUCACGAAUGAAAGUAACAGAUUCCUUGGCAAGCUGCUGCAGUCCAACUCGGCACCUGCCUACAGCAUGGACAACUUGCUCAGCCUCCUGAACAAUGUAUUCAGGGCGAUGAAGGCUUACUACUUGGAAGACUCCAUCAUCACCCAAACGGUGACGGAGCUCCUCAAGCUGGUGGGUGUGACGGCGUUUAACGAUCUGCUCAUGCGACGAAACUUCCUGUCGUGGAAGCGAGGCCUGCAGAUCAACUACAAUAUCACUCGCAUUGAAGAGUGGUGCAAGAGUCACGACAUGCCGGAGGGUACCCUCCAGCUUGAGCAUCUGAUGCAAGCAACGAAGCUUCUGCAACUUAAGAAGGCAACGUUGAACGACAUCGAGAUUAUCCAAGAUAUCUGCUGGAUGCUCUCGCCCAACCAAAUACAGAAGCUGCUUAAUCAAUACCUCGUGGCAGACUACGAACAACCUAUCAACGGAGAGAUCAUGAAGGCAGUAGCGUCGAGAGUGACGGAGAAGAGCGACGUUCUUCUGUUGCAAGCUGUAGAUAUGGACGAUAGUGGACCUUACGAGAUUGCGGAGCCACGAGCGAUUACUGCUCUCGAGACGUACACACCAUCAUGGCUACAAACUCCCAGGUUGAAGCGACUGGCGGAGAUAGUAUCUGCCCAGGCUAUUGCUCAGCAGGAGAGGCUGGAAGCGGAUGAAUACGACGACGGUGAAGAGGAACUGACCGAGGCCGACGAGGUCGAGGUCAACGGUGCGUAG